Molecule: messenger RNA, 423 nt
Organism: Vicia faba (fava bean)
Lineage: Eukaryota; Viridiplantae; Streptophyta; Magnoliopsida; Fabales; Fabaceae
Source: the annotation of a GenBank genome assembly
AUGAUAACUCUAGCAAAGGAUAAGCAUCAAAGAAGUUUUAGAGGCUAUCCAACAACUUCCUUCGUCUCCCAAGGAUCAUCCGUGUUCCCCCAAUCUGCCACUAAAAGCAACAAUGAAGACUCUAAGCAUGAAAGAGAAGGAGAAGACAAUCCAGACAAAGACAUGCUUGACCAAGACAAAACUCAUUCCUUAGAUGAUUUUGAUGAUAAUGUGGGUAACACCAAAGGUGACCAUAAUGCUAAAAUUUCGUUUGAUUCUUCUGAAGAAGAACAAGAUGAUGAUAAUACUGAUCAUCAUGGAGAACAUCAAGAAAUGGCAAUGGACACCAAUGAAACUUUUGGCAACAUAACUGCCCCAAAAAACUCCUUUGACCACCACAACCACCUCUUCAUAGGAGGAAUUAGACAACCUCAAGAAGCAUAA